AUGGAGACAGUACAAAUGAUUACGCAGCCGCCUCCCGCUGUUGUGCGACCGGACAUGACUACGGUAUCUGUCUUUGACCAUAUCAAAGAGCAACUAGCAGCUAUUCCCCCCCUACCUUCCGACCACCCUCAGGCAGUGGCUCCUGAAUCUUCUGACACCACAGCCACCGAUCCGUCUCAGCUCAGCUGCAGAACCCAGAGCGCGAACGGGAGCACUCAGACACCUGCGACGUCUAUCCUGCUCACAAGUAAGCUCUUCUUUCUUUCGAAGGUUCAUGUUGCGCCCUCAUUACCGGUUCAAGAUGAGUUGGAACUGCUCUGGGACAAGUCUAUUAGAGCUCGACUUCGCGCUUGCCUUGUACAUGAAAUCACACGUGGAACAUGUGUCCAAGAGUUGAUGAUGGCAGGGCGCCGAGCAGAUCAUCUCAAGCCUACUAUAGUCGUCACAUGUGGUGAUAUGAAGACUAGGAAACGCGUUCAGAAGGUGUUCAAGAGACAAGAAUGGCUGCAAAAACUGCUUAAGGCCAGUGACAUGUUAUUUGUUGCUGCUGUGGAACCUACGCACUUGAGUAGCCUGAACACCUCACAGAGAGCUGCAAUUGGAAUCGGAGCCGGAGCAGCGUUUAGCGGUUUCGCUUUACUUAUAUUGACAUGGAUAUAUCGCAGGUGGCUCCACCGGAAAUAUGUAUAUCAUGUUGAGCAAGAACAGAUGGUGUACUUCCCCUCCAUUCCAGGAGAAGAUGCCGUUCCCCAUCUGAGUCGGCAUGCAGUUAUCGGAAUGCCUUCAGAUCAGGAUGCAACUAUCCAACUGCCUUCAGACCCUCUCGCUGUCAUAUUUCCAGCUCAACCAUUAUUUCUUCCCUCACCUCCUCCUACUCCUCCUACCGCAAAGAUGCCGACCCCCACCACCAGCAUGCAAGGAUCAGUGACGAGGCUCGCCUCCGAGAAGAACGCAGCCGCUCAUGGGCUGAUGAACUUCACCUUGGACAUUAAUCAAAGCUUUGACACGCUAUGCGGGCACCAACUGACGAUAAGCAAAUCCGCAAAUGGAGGCUCACUUCAAUGUACCCUUGGUGGGGUGGUGGUCGUGGAUGGCGAAAUAUAUGGAAUGACAGUAGGACAUGUCUUUCCGCUUGAUCAUGCCUAUCCGGCAUCGAACUUGACGUCUAUUAUUACUUCUGAAACGAGCCAACACGAGGAGCUAGAAGAUUCCGACUGUGCCAUCGAUACUGAGGAAGCUUUCUGGUUCGGCCUGGAAAGUGGCGAUGAUAUGUCACAGCAAGGGAUCUCGAACCCUGAGCACAUCAACAACACCCCAAUGCAGCAUAUGGAAGAAGCUGCAGCUGACAAUGCCGACGAAACCAGACUUGUUGCCGCUUCCGGACCCGAUCAACUGUUUUCAGGACAACAUGAUAUUCUGAAUGUGUUUAACAAGGCCGUAGACCAAAGCGACUGGGCACUAUUGCAUCUACCCCGUACUUCAUCGACCUUUACCAACUUGAAAGACCCAAGAAACCCCUGGCUCAAAUCAGUAAUUUUGGGCACUGUAGAUCAUUUUCCACAGGAUGAUGUAUCCGUGCUCUUCCGUGAUAGGUCGUUUUCUGGCGUUCUGCGCAAGUCAAUGUCCACUAUUCUUUGCGAAGGCAGGGCUUACGAUGUGCGAUUGGUGGUGCUCAAUCAUAUAUUGCCACGCGGAAGUUCGGGAUCCUGGGUCGUUGCUGGCAACAGACUGUGCGGACACAUCAUCGCUGUCCGUGAGAAUGUGCCAUGGGCGUACAUGAUGCCUAUUGGACCAAUCUUCGAAGACAUCAAACGAGCAACAGGUGCCAGGGAGGUAGGUCUGUUCUCACCCCUCUCAGCUCAGCAAGAACAAUCUAGAUCCGAACCUGGGUUCCCAGUCCCCAUAUCAACAUCACCUGUAUGA
This is a messenger RNA of Endocarpon pusillum Z07020, 1923 nucleotides long. RefSeq lists its product as uncharacterized. The record is from RefSeq and is a predicted model, not a curated record. The coding region runs from base 1 to 1923 and encodes 640 amino acids. The transcript has 2 exons. NCBI's taxonomy places the organism in Eukaryota, Fungi, Ascomycota, Eurotiomycetes, Verrucariales, Verrucariaceae.